UGCCAGGCCACCGCAGCAGCACUAAUACCCUCCCUCAUGCCACCCUCCGGCCUCCUCUCCUACAUCCCCACCAGCCUCUCCUCCAUCCUCCCCGUCCGCGGCCGCGUCGACGUGGCCUCCUCCUCGCCGCCGUCGCCUCCACCGUCUGAACCGGCCUCCUCGCCGCCGUCGAGUCCGGCAGCGUCCCCGAGCAAGAUGUCGCCGACGCAGAAGCAGGCGGACGGCGCGGAGCUGGCGCGCGUGUUCGAGCUGUUCGACCGGAACGGCGACGGGCGCAUCACGCGGGAGGAGCUGGCGGACUCGCUGGGCAAGCUGGGCAUGGCCGUGCCGGGCGACGAGCUGGCGGCCAUGAUAGCGCGCAUCGACGCCGACGGCGACGGGUGCGUGGACGCUGAGGAGUUCGCGGAGCUCUACCGCGCCAUCACGUCCACCGGCGCCGAUGAGGCCCCGGCGGCCGAGGAGGACGAGGAGGACAUGCGGGAGGCGUUCCGGGUGUUCGACGCCAACGGCGACGGGUACAUCACCGUGGACGAGCUCAGCGUGGUGCUGUCGUCGCUGGGGCUGAAGCAGGGCCGCACCGCCGAGGAGUGCCGCCGCAUGAUCGGCCAGGUCGACCGCGACGGCGACGGCCGCGUCGACUUCCACGAGUUCCGCCAGAUGAUGCGCGGCGGCGGGCUCGCCGCGCUGGCCUGAUUUGGGCGAUCGAUGUCCUCGCUAAUUAAAAUGUGCGCUUGGUUGUAGGAGGUGUAGAUAAUCCAUGUAACCGCUCUCCAUACUUCUUUCUCUCUCUCUCUCUCUCGUUCCUUGGUUUGUUCGUUUGUUCGUACGGUAUUGAUGGGCUUGCCGAUUAAUUGUUGUAUUGCUUGGGAAGAAUCAAAAGGUUUCUAUCUAUCCA
Messenger RNA from Lolium perenne, 895 nucleotides. RefSeq names its product probable calcium-binding protein CML22. The record is from RefSeq and is a predicted model, not a curated record. Gene Ontology annotation, molecular function: calcium ion binding. Lineage: Eukaryota; Viridiplantae; Streptophyta; Magnoliopsida; Poales; Poaceae.